CACUCUGAAAGGAUGUUAGGAGUUUUGCUGCUUGCUUUCUCCUUGGUUACCAUUAUUCAUUCUGAGCUCUGCAGGCCAGAUGCACAGAAUGCUUUCAAAGUACGGCUUAGUAUCAAAACAGCUUUGGGAGAUAAUGCAUAUGCCUGGGAUGCAAGUGAAGAAUAUCUGUUUAAGGCAAUGGUGGCUUUUGCAAUGAGAAGAUAUUCCAACAAAGCAACAACUCAAAUUUCCAAUGUGCUGCUUUGUAAUAUGACAGAGAGGGUGUCAUUUUGGUUUGUGGUCACAGACUCUGCCAGAAAUGUGACAACUGUUCCUGGAAGUGAAGUAGAGGCAGCCAUAAGGAUGAACAGAAACAGAAUCAACAGUGCUUUCCUACUGACAGACAACACGCUGCAGUUCUUGAAAAUUUCCUCCACUUUAUCACCACCCAUUGAACCCACUGUGCCUGUCUGGCUUGUCGUGUUCGGUGUUGUUCUUUGCCUCGUUGUGGCUGGAAUUCUUCUCCUUGUUGUGUCAGGAAUCCGGCAAUACAAAAAAAAAAACCAUGAGUCUGCAGAGACAGGAGAUUUAGAAGACAACUCUAACACACCAGUGACCACAGAAAAUGGGAUUCCCUGCGAUAUACUGGAUUUAAAAGCAGGCCAGAUUAAUGGAGUCUAUGCAGCAGAUGAUGAACGGCUCACACCGCUGUGAAAUGUCACAGUUUCUUUCUGGCUUCUUUGAAAGAGACUGCGCUAACUUUUAUCUAGUCAUGACUGAUGAAUGUCAAAAAUUAAGGCAAGAAAAAUAUGACUUGUCAGUUAUUUUCCCUUGAGAGAAACUUUCCUUGAUAAAAAACAAACACACAAACCUGUAUUACAAAGCUAAAGCAAAUGUGAGGUCUUCCACUCAAUUGUUCAUUAACCAUUUUCAAGAAGUGUGUGGUGGAAUGAGGUUGAAGGCUGUCUUACAUCAGAUGUUUAGUUAUUAAGGAUUAUUUAAAGACAUCAUUAUGACUAGUUCAUUGUUCUUCUUAAAGUGAUGGCCCUAUUGGUGCUCCGUUGUAGAUGCGGCAGUGUCUCCUGCACCUGGUAUUGGAGAGCUUCACCAGAAGUGCCCAUAGGACUGCACAUGUGCAUCUUGUCUCUCUCAUACUGUGCACAGGACAGAUAUAUAUAUAUAUAUAUCUCACUGUUUGGUCAGACAGACAGCCCCAGUUCCUCCUCUACUACCUUUGUACUGGGACAGAAGCCGCUAGCAGAGCCCGCUGCUCCUCAUAGAUAGUUCCUUACCUGAUAGAGUAGUUAGUAUUUUCCUCCUCUUCUUUCAACUUCUAUCUAUAAAUUUUUUUUUAUUUUAACUUUAUCUUUACAAUUAUUCUCAUAGCUUGGGUUUCGAUUUUUCCCACUUCCCGCCUUCCAAACUGGGAAGCCCCUUUUUCCUCCACUCUUAUGCCCAGCUCUCCUAAGUAUAAGAGGUGCAUUCGUUUGGGGCCGCCUUCUCGAUAAUGGACAUCCACCCAUGGUAUAUCCACUGUCUGGGGGAGGGACAUGUCCCUCAAAUGUUCUCACUGCCUUGGCCUGAAACCCAGUGCUAGAAAGAAUAAGGAUAUUAGAUUGAACUUCUCCUCAUGGAGAAAUCACUACAUCCAGGAUUGGACCCAGGCCUGGACUCUUCCCCAGAGAAACUUUAAUACUCUCCCAGAUUGUCUGCCGAACCCCACUCUCCAUGCCCUGUAAAGAGAAAGUCAUCCAUGAUCAAGCAGAUGACAAGAAACAGGCUUCCUUCUCCUCACACUCUGAGGCUCAGCCCUCCAGAACACCAUCCCUGGCGAGGUCAGUGGCUUCAGCCUCAUCCCACAGGAGACAUAGCUCCAGGGCUCAUCCAAAUACCUCUGGUACUGGCUCAAAGAAAUGGUCUAAUGAUCUUGACAUGCACCUUCAGUCCUUGGCACCAUUUCCCAGCUCUGGGGACCACGACAGCUCACUUGCAGGAGCUCUGGCACCAAUGCCAUUUCUGGCACCGACGAAGCUGUUGGCACUAAGUCCUUGGCACCAUCAAAAUAGUUGGCACCAGCCACGUCACCAGCACCGACUGAAUCAUUAACACCAAAUCUUCAGCACCAGGCAAGUCUUCGGUACUGGCCAAGUCACUGGCACCGGCCAAAUUUCUGGUGCCAUCAUCUGAAACUUCAGGGACAUACACUCUCUCUCCAUCACCACGCACUACCACUGCACUGAUGGUGCGCCUUCCCCUUCCACAAGACUUCAGAUACCCUAAUGACCUCUUGUAUCUGACAGUCUUGAGUCUCUGCUUCUUUGACAGAACUUCCCCCCAUUUCUACACUCCUCUCUGGACUCACGACAUUCCUCCCUCUCUCUGCCAAGGACAGCACCUCCCUUCCCCAGUGAGGAGGAGGAAGAGGAGAAGGAGGACAAGGGCUCCAUUGUUCCCUCAACUACUGGAAAAAUUGCACUGGCUUAUCCCCGCUAUAUGUGACUACCUCUUGCCCCCAAUCCUGGCAGGGCCACCGUGAAGGCAGCCACAUGUGGCAUUCCCACCAAACUGACCAUAUUGGAACCCUUGGGCCAGGUACAGGGCACAAUUUGGGAACCGUCCCAGAGAGCAAAGCCAGAGACAUACAACUCUCCCUUCUCCACUGGUCUCUCACCCUCAGGAAAUCAAACCACCACUGAUACCAACUCAGUAGGAAGAGGAGGCUCCCCCAACUUUACAUUUUUCCUUGCCCUUAACUGAUGAGGCAAUUAUUCCUCCAUCCCCUAUAUCUGCCGAUAACUUCAGGCACUUUCAAGAUCUAUUCCAUUGCAGACUCCCUAUAUAUCCCUUUGGAAGAUGUCAAAGACCAGCAGUAUAAACUGCUGGACAUCCUCCACGCAUCCUCUUCCUCAAAGAUCACACUACCAAUCAAUGAGGCUUGUCUGGAAUCUGCAAAGGUUCUGUGGCAGACCCCAGCUUCCAUUCUCCAACCUACAAACACGCCAACAGAAAAUAUGUUCCAGUGAAGAAUAUUGAAUUUUUAUUUUCGCACCCCACCCCAAAUUUUUCAUUGGUCAGUGCAGUGCAGGAAAGAAGCCAUCAGUUGCAAUCUCGCUCUAGUCAUCCAGACAGAGAUUGGAAAUGCCUGGACCUAUUUGGAUGCAAGACCCUUCAGCCACACUCCAGUUUAGGAUUUCAAAUUAUGAAGCUCUCAUGGCAAUGUAUAAUUAUCUGAAUUAUUCCAAAUGGGAGGAACUUUUCUAUGAUCUACCAGAGACCAAAAAGUAGCAGUUCCAGUCCUUGAUAUCAGAGGGACACCUCCUAGCCUGUAGAGCCCUACAAGCCUCAUUAGACUCUGCAGACACUGCUGCUCGAUCCAUUGCACCACUAUGGUCAUGAGGCAUGCAUCAUGGCUCCACCUCUAGGGCUUUCCUAAGGCAGUACACAGUAAAGGACUUACCAUUCAAAGGCUGGAACUGUUCUCUGAGCAUACAGAUGACUCUUUGUACUCCCUUAAAGACACCUGAGCUAUGUUUUGUUCUCUCAGGAUAUGCACACCAGCACCAAAGAGACACUCGUGGAAGUACCAACUCCCACCGCAAUCCAAACUCAGCAGUAUACCUCUCAGUGGCACUACAAUACCCAAUGCCAUUGACAAAGGUCUCCGUCUAAACGUAGACAGCCCACUUCUCAAGGGGCUACCUCUCAUGUACUGGCACCAAAGCAAAAAUUUUGAAGGUGUGAUUGAGGCCCCAAGAAGCUUUCCCUUGUUCCAGUCAUCCCCACCGUCUCUGAUGUUCCACUACUUUGGUGACCGACUAGCUCAGUUUUUCCCAUCUUGGAGUCUUAUCACCUCAGGUAAGUGGGUUCUAGAGAUAGUCAAGGAAGGAUACUCCUUUCCCUUCUUAUUCCCCCCUGCCCCCUUCCCUCUUCAGGGACCCUUCUCAUAAGCCCUUUCUAUGGAAAUAAAUAAAUCACUUUCUACAACUGGGAGCCAUAGAACAGGUCCCUCCACAACACACGAGAAAGGGUUUCUACUCCCACUCUUUUCUGAUUCAGAAGAAGCUCAGUGGCUGUCAUCAUAUCCUAGACCUUCGCAAUCUAAACAGAUUCGUCAUGCUGCAGUGUUUCAAGAUGAUUACCCUCUCCACUAUUAUCCCAGCAUAAAACUGCCCUCACCCUCCAAGGUGCAUACUUUCAUAUUUCUAUACAUCCUGCCCACAGCUGAUUCAUCUGGUUUUACAUGAGCACUGACCACUGUCACUACAAAGUACUGUCCUUCAGACUAUCCACAGCACUUCAGGUAUUCUCCAAGGUCCUCAUGGUAGUUGAAACCUACUAAGGAAAAGAGGAAUUAUCAUUUUCCAUACUUGGAUGACUGUCUCCUUGAGGCCCCAUCCAAAAUCUAUGCUCUCUGAGCCACCCACUUAACAACAGACCUGUUCAUGAAGCUAGGUCUCCUCGUGAACCUAGAAGAGUCCACCCUAAUGCAAGUACAACAGCUUGAAUUCACUUAUGUGCAGUUAUUGGUCCUACAAGCCAGAGCCUUCCUACCAUCUCUCAGAUUCUCAGCUAUAAUGGAUCUGGUAUCUGCUGCAUGUAUCUGCCCCCAGAUCUCUGCACAGAUAUGCAUCUGGCUUCUAGGCCACAUGGCAGCAGCCAGGUUUGAGGUCAGGCAUGCAAGACUGCACAUGCUAUGUCUUCAAGCAUGCCUCCGUACUGUAUACCUCCCCCACAAGCACAGCAUUCACAAACUUAUCUGUGAUGAGGCAAGUCAACGAUUAACUGCUGUGGUGGACACAGCCCAGCAGCAUCUGUGCUGGAGUUCCUUUCCUCCAACCAUCACCAACUAUGGGCCUACUAAUCAAGGACACAGGAUCCAAAGGCUAGAAGUGAAAGUCAGCAAAGUUUGAGCUGGAAAAUGAGAUGCCUUGAGGAUAUUUUCUAAGGCACAAAAGGACGUUAGAUGCCCAACUCUCAUUGAAAAUCCAUGGGAAGUAGGCACUUAACUGCUCUUGGAGCCUUUGGAAAGCUUCCCCCAAAAUUUUAACAGUGAAAAUAGAACAAUUUCCAAAGGAUGUGGUAAAUUCUGCUUCACUUGGACUCUUUAAAUCUUGACUGGAUUUCUAUCUAAAAGAUAUGCUCUACUUUGACCACCAGUUAUUGGGCUUGAUACAGACAUCACUGUGAAAUUCCAUAGCCUGUGUAAUGCAGGAGAUCUGGCUGGAUGGUCAUAAUGGUCCUUGCUGAUGGCCUAUUCAUACCCAUGAAUCUCCCAUUGACAAGAAUGGGAGCUGAGGGCACCUCAGAGGAUCAAGCCCUAAAUUCUGCCCUUGGAUAGCUUUAAUGAGAGCCAUUCACACAUAAUCCAUGGUAGAAAUUAGUAUUAAGGACACUAUCCUGCUCCCGUUGAAAUCCAUAGUAAAGGUCCCAUUGACUUCAAUGGAAUAGGAUUGGGCCCUAAGCAGAGAAGAAUUACAUAUAUUGUUAAAAGAGGAUAUGAGUAUGUUGAGGUGAUGAAUUGUAUCUACAUGACUGCAUAAACAUCUGCUUACUUUCUUCUACGUCCUGUCCAUCCUCGCAACUCCUUUGGAAAUACAAUAAUACACUUGAGGAUAGAAUUUGGCCAAUGUUACUACAAUUAUCAUUUCUCAUUUCAAGAGAACAUUUAAACCAUUAGUUAAGCAUUAGUGUUUCACAGCAUGUUUUCAAACUCUUUACCUACAACAGGAGCAUGUGUAAAGUGAAAAGAGUUGGCAAAGUCUCUAGAGUCUGGCCUGGCUAUGUGGAUCCCUGCUCCCAGGAGACAAACCCCACCUUCACUGAUUGUGUGCUUUUUGGUUUCUCCCCCUCAUCUGUGAAUCUCAGGUAUGGGAUGAGCAGGGACCAGGAUAUAGAACAGUGGGAACAACAUGUGUAACAAGGAAAAUGGGGCAUUGAGACACGAGACGAGGGAAGGAAGAAAGAGGCAACUGAUAAAAAUAAAACCAUAGAGCUAAUGACAUAUGCCUAGGAUGGUCUUCAGUUUUGCUUGCAUCUCUGCCCGCUUCCCACAUCUUUUGUAUGUCCCAUCAAUUUAGACUGUAAGGGGCAGGGAUUGUGUCCUCUCUAUGUGCUGUGAGAUUCCUAGCACAAGUUUGGGCAAUGGAUUAAUAAAAUAAAAAAAUGGAAAUGAAUAAUAAUCUCCCUGUGUCUCAGAUUUUCCAUUUGUUACAUGGGGAUAAUUGUCCUCCCCUGCAUUGCAAGGAUAUUGCAAGGUUUAGUCCAUCGGUGUUAGAA
This is a messenger RNA of Gopherus evgoodei (Goodes thornscrub tortoise), 6255 nucleotides long. RefSeq names its product collectrin, amino acid transport regulator (gene CLTRN). The coding region runs from base 13 to 693 and encodes 226 amino acids. NCBI's taxonomy places the organism in Eukaryota, Metazoa, Chordata, Testudines, Testudinidae. The record is from RefSeq and is a predicted model, not a curated record. The transcript has 6 exons.